UUUUGUAUCUUUUUCAUGAUUCAUAGGCAUGAGUCACAGUUUAUCCAGAUAAUUGUUCAAGAGAUUGCUAAUAAAUUGGAUCGUACAGUCUUGAGUGUCACUCCCUACCUAACAGGAAUAGAAACUCGUGUAAAAGACAUUAAUUCACGGUUACAAGAUAGGUCAAACAAUGUUGGAAUAAUGAUAUGUGGAAUGGGUGGAAUAGGGAAGACAACCAUUACAAAAAUUGUUUAUAAUCAAAACUUUGAUAGAUUUGAAGGUAGCAGCUUUCUUGCAAAUGUUAGAGAAACUACAAAACAAUUCAAUGGUUUGGUUCGUUUACAAAGACAGCUUCUUUCUGAUAUUUUUAAGCGGAAAGUAGAAAAAACACACAAUGUUGAUGAGGGAAUCAUUAAGAUUAAAGAUGCUAUAAGCUGUAAAAAUGUUCUCGUCGUUCUAGAUGAUGUGGAUGAAUUGGACCAAGUACAUGCAACAUUUGGAAUGCGACACUGGUUUCAUCCUGCAAAUAAAAUUAUCAUUACAACUAGGCAUGACUGAUUGCUAAAGCCUCACGAAGUUUGUGAGGUAUCCAUGGUUAAGGAGUUUAAUGAUGUUGAAGCGCUUCGUCUCUUCAGCUGGCAUGCCUUCGGACAAAACCAUCCUAUUGAAGCAUACAUGGAGCACGCAAAG
This is a messenger RNA of Camellia sinensis, 669 nucleotides long. The record is from RefSeq and is a predicted model, not a curated record. NCBI's taxonomy places the organism in Eukaryota, Viridiplantae, Streptophyta, Magnoliopsida, Ericales, Theaceae.